Messenger RNA from Rana temporaria (common frog), 4330 nucleotides. RefSeq names its product phosphodiesterase 4C (gene PDE4C). Gene Ontology annotation, biological process: signal transduction. Gene Ontology annotation, cellular component: nucleus; perinuclear region of cytoplasm; cytosol. The record is from RefSeq and is a predicted model, not a curated record. Lineage: Eukaryota; Metazoa; Chordata; Amphibia; Anura; Ranidae. The transcript is spliced from 15 exons. Gene Ontology annotation, molecular function: 3',5'-cyclic-AMP phosphodiesterase activity. The coding region runs from base 1144 to 3426 and encodes 760 amino acids.
GUGCAGGUAAGUAUGACAUGUUUGUUAUUUUAAGAAAAGAAAAAGCAAACCUUUACAAUCGGGCACCAUUCCGAGAGUAGAUUUUGUCUCAUUUGCAGACUUCCACCUGUAUAUUAUUCUGGUGGACUAGCUUGUACUAAUAGUAUCAUAUAAAAAGCUGGAUAGCAAGUCUUUGCUGCCUGCCAUUCAUUGACUAUGUGUGAAUGUAAACCAAAAGCAAUUGCGGCUAGAUUUUAUUGCAAGAUAAUUUAUCAAGGCAUCUAAAAAUAUCUCCAGUGAAGCCAGGGAGAAAUCCUGCAUAUAGUAGCGAGUUAAAUCAGGCGAUAGAGGCAGGGGGGUGCAAAUAUUCUUUUCUGUUUGGAGGAGGAACUGCUGCUUUAAAGGGAAAUAUUUGCACAUAGAAAGAGUGAGGCUUGGCCCUCCCCCAGCUGGAGUACAGUGACAGUGACAUCACAGCUGUUAAAGAAGGAGAGAUAGCUGAGAUAGCCGAGUAGCCUACCCUGGUGACAUUUCUUCACUGCACUAUUUUCCAGCUGUCGCACAGAAACCACAGGAGACUUGUGCGUUCCGAGCUCUGGACACUUCUCAGCUUUGCAUUACAACUCUCCCUGACAGUUUCCUCGUUAUCUCUCUAUCCGGCUCUUUACAUUUUUUAUACACCUUCUGCAAUCUACUAUUUUUAGAAACUCAUUUGUGGCUACUUUUUUUGCCCUGUUCUCCAAGGUAACGGAUACAGAUAUAGCUCUGAAGGCUUCAGACAAAUAGGGGCAUUAGACAUCCUAGUACUGCAGCACUGAUUUUACCAGCACAGCAAGGGAAAUCUUGCAGCCUUUUCUCUUGGCAUCUAACAGAUGCUUGGUUCCUAUAACUUAUCCGAUGCUAACGAUUGGAGGGGGUCACAUCGUUAAAAUGGAACGAUGAAGACAAAAAAGAUUUUGAAACAUGCACAUUUUAUUUCUGCCACGACAGAACUAUUAGAAGAACCAAGAAAAUUCUUUGCGGUCACUAUCUGAUGAUGGAAAUGUACUUUAAAGUGAGCUUUAAGGAGUGUUUUGCAUGGACCCCGGUUGACAGUGAGCACCCUGUACUGCAUCUCACAGUACAGUUGUGGUCAGGCUGUCAUUGAAAUACAAAGACGUGGAGAUGAGUUUGCCUUCAAACUGUGGGUUCCUGGCUCUUACGGACUGUGCAGGACGUAAGAUCUACAAAGGACACGUCUAUGGCUCGCCGUGUGCAGUUAACAGACCCAUCGAUAUUGUGACAAGGAAGAGGCGUUUUGAUGUCGAAAAUGGCUUGUCAUCAGGCAGAAGUCCCUUGGAGUCCCAAGCCAGUCCAGGGUCAGGUUUGGUUCUACAGGGUAACUUGCCCCACAGCCAGAGAAGAGAGUCUUUCCUAUACCGAUCAGACAGCGACUAUGAUCUUUCCCCUAAGGCAAUGUCCAGAAACUCCUCCAUUGCUAGCGACUUGCAUGGAGAAGACAUGAUAGUAACUCCAUUUGCACAGGUUCUGGCUAGUCUACGAACUGUGAGGAGCAACUUUGCAAUGUUAACUCAUCUUCAGGACAGAGUUACUAACAAGAGAUCAUCUAUCAAUAACCCACCCACAGCCUGUAAAACAAACUUAUCAGAGGAUGCCGUUCAGAAACUGGCCAUCGAAACUCUGGAAGAGUUGGAUUGGUGUCUGGACCAGCUGGAGACUUUGCAGACCAGACAUUCAGUUAGUGAGAUGGCUUCAAACAAGUUUAAGAGGAUGUUAAAUAGAGAACUGACGCACUUGUCUGAAACAAGCCGGUCGGGAAAUCAGGUGUCUGAAUAUAUAUCUAGUACCUUCUUAGAGAAACAGCAUGAACUGGAAAUUCCCUCUCCAACUACAAAGGAGAAGGAUAAGAAGAAGAGACCCAUGUCCCAAAUUAGUGGUGUGAAGAAGCUGACUCAUAGCUCCAGCUUGACUAUCUGCAGUAUUCCACGGUAUGGAGUAAAGACUGACCAGGAAGAACUCCUGUCAAAGGAAGUAGAAGAAGCUAAUAAAUGGGGUCUUGAUAUAUUUAAGGUAGCUGAAUAUUCUGGAAAUAGGCCUUUAACAGUCAUCAUGUAUGCAAUUUUCCAGGAAAGAGAUCUUCUGAAGACCUUCAGAAUUCCUUCGGAUACUUUCAUUACAUACAUGAUGACACUGGAGGAUCAUUACCACUCAGAUGUCGCUUACCAUAACAACAUCCAUGCAGCAGAUGUGGCACAGUCAACCCAUGUUCUCCUGUCUACCCCUGCUCUGGAGGCUGUAUUCACAGAUCUGGAAAUUAUGGCUGCCAUAUUUGCUAGUGCCAUUCAUGACGUGGAUCACCCAGGAGUGUCAAAUCAGUUUCUUAUCAAUACCAACUCCGAGUUGGCAUUGAUGUAUAAUGAUACCUCAGUUUUAGAAAAUCACCACUUGGCGGUAGGAUUUAAACUUCUUCAAGAAGAAAACUGUGACAUUUUUCAGAACCUGACUAAGAAGCAGCGCCAGACUUUACGGAAAAUGGUUAUUGACAUGGUACUGGCUACUGAUAUGUCUAAACACAUGAACUUAUUGGCUGACCUGAAGACGAUGGUGGAAACAAAGAAAGUGACUAGUUUGGGUGUCCUGUUACUGGAUAAUUACUCUGAUCGCAUACAGGUACUUCAGAACAUGGUGCACUGUGCAGACCUCAGCAAUCCCACCAAACCUUUAGAGUUGUAUCGUCAAUGGACAGAUCGGAUCAUUAUUGAAUUUUUCCAUCAAGGUGACAGAGAACGGGAAAAAGGAAUGGAAAUUAGUCCCAUGUGUGACAAGCACAAUGCUUCUGUUGAGAAAUCACAGGUGGGUUUCAUUGAUUACAUUGUGCAUCCUCUUUGGGAGACUUGGGCUGACUUGGUGCACCCUGAUGCUCAGGAAAUUCUGGAUACGUUAGAAGAUAACAGAGAGUGGUAUCAUAGCAUGAUCCCUCAGAGUCCAUCCCCGCCACCAGAUGAUCAAGACCCAGACAGGGGGAGCACCGCUGGAGACAAAUUCCAGUUUGAGUUGACACUGGAGGAGGAAGAGGAGUCUGACACUGAGCAGGAUGAUACAGAAAGUCCUGUUGAUGAGGAGAACAGUGACUCAAAGACCCAAAUAACAGAUGAAUCAGCCCUGGGAAGUGAUGAGGCUGACCAACCCUCUCCUCUAGAUAUGUGCAGGAUUGUCUAUAACAAAAUAGACCGCUUGGAACUCCCAUCCAAGAACACUCUGACCAAGCAGAAAAAAGUCUUGAACUUCGAUAACCUGAAAUUAGCAGAGGAUAGGACGCUACCACAAAAAGACACUAGCACCAGGAGGGCUGCUCCUUCUAAUACAGCCAAGCAGGAGACCACUGGCCAAGCAGAGGUCUGUUUGGACAAAGAAGGAAACAUCACAUAUCUUCCAUUAGGAACGUAAUGCCAAAUUGCCACACCACUUUUAUUUUUAUCCACGCACACUUUGCAUUUUACUUUUGUGGAGAAGAAGUAGACUUUUUUUUUUUUUUUUUUAAAGAACACAAGAAGCAGAACUAAUACUCUAAACAGAAGAAACAAAAUGUCACCAAAAUCAGUUAUUGCAUGGGAGAGCAUGGCGAAAUGUCAUUUUAUUUUUCAGGUUUUAUUUCCUUUUGUAUUUUUUUAUUUUUUUUUGGCAGGGAGGCAGUGACUUGUAAAGCCUUUUAUGGUAGAAUAGAAGGUAAAGGGAAACUAUAGCCAAACAUUUGCAGUAUUAAUAUUUGUAAGAGUUUACAUGCUAAAGCAGGCUUUUUCUACCUGUGGAACUCCAGCUGACAUUAAGCUAAUGAUCCUAGCAUGCUUUGCAGGCCAUGGAUGUUGUAGUUUUAUUGCACCUGAAGAGCCAGGGUUGCCUUAAAAGAGAAAUUGCAUGUACUGAGGACUACAAACAAAAGAACCAUAGGACUGUGUGUGUUACUGGUUACAUCUUUAUAAGAGUGUAACCAGAUUGUAAUUCGCCAUUUUAAGUUUUCGUUUUCCUGAAAUUGGUGAGAAACAGGUGGUGCCAAGAUGCAAAACAGGUUUCAGUCGCUUUUGUUUGAAGUUGCUUGGAACACUGAAUAUUGUGGGUGCUUGUUCUACCCACCGUGUUUGAUAUUGUGACAAUUCAUUUUAUUAUCCCAUACCCAUCAUUUUUGUUUCAGACAAUGCUAAAAAUGUCCGUUUUGAUUUGAGUGAGUGGAAUGUCUACUUUCUCCACACCCUAAAACUUAGACGCAUGUUAUGUCUGAAGGAUAUUUUUACAGGAAAUAGAUGAGCUGGCACUCUAAGGUUCCUACGAUCCAGGUUAGCUCCUUUUUUUUUUU